AUGUUCGCAAGUCGUUACGUCUGUUUAUUUAUAGAGGAAGGUGGCGCGGGGCGGUCAGACGCUGGGCAGGUGGCGCGGGCAGAUGACGAAGGGCGGUCAGACGCUGGGCCGGUGGCGCGGGGCGGUCAGACGCUGGGCAGGCAGGCGGCGAUGGCGCUGGCGCAGCGCCUGGCGCAGGUCGGCGCCGCCCUGCGCAGGCGGCG
Messenger RNA from Arctia plantaginis, 203 nucleotides. The record is from the annotation of a GenBank genome assembly. NCBI's taxonomy places the organism in Eukaryota, Metazoa, Arthropoda, Insecta, Lepidoptera, Erebidae.